Carassius gibelio (silver crucian carp) is the source of this 4439-nucleotide messenger RNA. It is a transcript of the gene cpt1aa, whose product is annotated as carnitine palmitoyltransferase 1Aa (liver). The transcript has 19 exons. The record is from RefSeq and is a predicted model, not a curated record. Gene Ontology annotation, biological process: carnitine metabolic process; fatty acid metabolic process. Lineage: Eukaryota; Metazoa; Chordata; Actinopteri; Cypriniformes; Cyprinidae. Gene Ontology annotation, molecular function: carnitine O-palmitoyltransferase activity. Gene Ontology annotation, cellular component: mitochondrion. Bases 204 to 2525 code for a protein of 773 amino acids.
UGUAGAUAACAAAUCUAGGUCUUCAGAUGUUUGUAUUCAGUAGACCCAGAUUCAAAACUGUUUUCGAGUCCUUUAACGUUACGAUUAAUGUAUCUUCGCCUGUAUUAAAUCACGUGUUUUAGUUGUGUUUGAUAGAUAACGUUAUAUAACGUUAGAGGAAACGGCGGGCGCAUUAUCAUCAGAGUUAUUAGCGGUGAUCCAGGAUGGCAGAAGCUCAUCAGGCUGUGGCCUUUCAGUUCACUGUCGGCCCUGAUGGCAUUGACCUCCAGCUCAGUCAUGAGGCUCUUCGGCAGGUCUACCUCUCUGGAGUUCACUCCUGGAAGAAUAAAUUCAUUCGCUUUAAGAAUGGGAUUUUGAAUGGUGUUUACCCAGGGAGUGCACCAGGGUUCAUGCUGGUGUUGGCGGGGUACUUGGGAAGAGCUCAUUAUUUAAAAGUGGACCCUUCUUUAGGCCUGCUCUUCAAACUUGGCAGACAUGUCCCAGUCAGUAGGUACAUGUCUACACAAAAGCAGAUGUUAGUUGGGGGUGUCAUGGUGGGCACGGGUCUGUGGAUUGCCAUCAUAUUCAGCAUGAGGACUGUCCUGAAGGGUCUGCUGUCCUGGCACGGCUGGAUGUUUGCUCCCCAUGGCAAAAUGACCUGGCAAAUUCGACUAUGGCUGAUGCUAGUCAAGAUUUUUUCUGGCAUGCAAACACCAAUGUUAUACAGCUUCCAGAACUCUCUCCCUAAUUUACCUGUGCCAUCUGUGAAGGACACCGUGAGAAGAUUUCUUGAGUCAGUUCAACCACUGCUGAGUGACGAGGAACACAGAAGAAUGCAGAGUCUUGCACUUGAUUUUGAGAAGAACCUUGGACCAAAACUCCAGUGGUACCUCAAGCUGAAGUCUUGGUGGGCCACCAAUUAUGUCAGUGACUGGUGGGAAGAAUAUAUAUACUUAAGAGGUCGUGGGCCAAUCAUGGUUAACAGCAACUAUUAUGUAAUGGACUUUCUUUAUGCCUUUCCUACACAUCUGCAAGCAGCAAGAGCCGGCAACGUCAUUCAUGCAAUCAUGCUUUACAGGAGGAAGCUGGACCAGGCUCAAAUCAAGCCGCUUAUGCUUCAAAACACCAUCCCUAUGUGCUCGUCCCAAUAUGAGCGCAUGUUCAACACCAGUCGCAUCCCAGGCAUAGAAACAGACACAGUUCAGCACAUGUCUGACAGCAGGCAUAUUGUGGUGUAUCACCGAGGCCGUUACUUUAAAGUAUGGAUGUUUUAUGAUGGACGGUUACUGUUGCCGCGGGAGCUAGAGCAGCAGAUGGAGAGGAUUCUGGCUGACACCUCAGAGCCGCAGCCUGGAGAGGAAACCCUCGCCGCCCUCACUGCAGGGGACAGAGUGCCUUGGGCGUGUGCCCGUGAUGCCUACCUCAGACACGGCAAGAACAAGAAGUCUCUAGAUACUGUGGAGAAAGCUGCUUUCUUUGUUACACUGGAUGACACAGAGCAGCGCUAUGAUCCAGCAAAUCCUGUGGAGUCCCUGGACCGUUACGCUAAAUCACUGCUCCAUGGGAAGUGUUAUGACAGGUGGUUUGAUAAGUCCAUAAACUUAAUUGUCUUCAAGAAUGGAACCAUGGGCCUUAAUACAGAACAUAGCUGGGCUGAUGCUCCUAUUGUCGGCCACCUCUGGGAGCAAGUGCUCUCGAUGGACCCUGUUAAGCUGGGCUACACAGCAGAUGGCCACUGUAGAGGAGAACCUCACCCUAAUCUUCCUGGACCUCAAAGACUACAGUGGAAUAUUCCACAUGAGUGCCAGACUAUGAUUGCCAACUCUCUGUCUGUGGCUGUGGCUUUGGCUAAUGAUGUGGACUCGCACAUCAUCCCCUUCAGUGACUUUGGAAAAGGCCUGAUCAAGAAGUGCAAGAUCAGUCCUGAUGCCUUCAUCCAGCUCGCACUGCAGCUGGCUCAUUAUAGGGACAAAGGAAAGUUCUGCUUGACUUAUGAGGCAUCCAUGACCCGUUUAUUCAGAGAAGGCCGUACAGAAACUGUGCGCUCCUGCACAGUGGAAUCCUGUGCUUUUGUCCGUGCCAUGAUCAGUAACAAAACGAGAGAAGAGAAACUUGGCUUACUAACCCAGGCCGCUGAGAAACACCAGCAGAUGUAUAGAAUGGCAAUGACUGGUCAGGGCACUGACCGCCAUCUCUUUUGCCUCUACAUAGUGUCUAAGUACCUUGGACAGGACUCCCCAUUCCUCCAGGAGGUGCUGUCAGAGCCUUGGAGACUCUCCACUAGUCAGACUCCUUUGCAGCAGGGGGAGCUGUUUGAUCUGGUGAAUCACCCAGAGUAUGUAACCACUGGAGGAGGCUUUGGACCGGUUGCAGAUGAUGGUUAUGGUGUGGCCUAUGUGAUUGUCGGUGAAAAACUCAUAAAUUUCCACAUCUCUUCCAAGUAUUCCAGUCCAGAGACGGACUCUCAUCGCUUUGGAAACAAUAUCAGGCAAGCAAUGCUUGAUAUGCUGAAUCUGUUUCAGCUGGACAAAAAGAACCUAAAGUGAUUUGAUCGGUGAAAGGAUAAUGCUUUUAAUGACUCACCUUAACUAUAUAUGAGCAGUGUUAAAAGAAGCUUGAAUGUGCGUUUUCUUUUUUUUCUUUUUUUGCAUGUGUCUGUGAGAUGAAGCCUAUGAAGGAGAGAAGUAGGUAGGAAGUGUGGAAAUCUCAUUCUGUCCCUGUAUGUGCUGGUGCCUUAACAUAUGUCUUAACUGAAUGGUUCAGUUCAGGUGAAAAAUCGAAAUCUAAAGUAAAACUGGGUUUCAUUACCAAGUCUGCUUUCACUUUCAGUAUAUUUUACUGAGACUGAGUUUCAUAGAUACUUCAAUAGAUGACAUUCUCUUGACAAGAUGUCAAGGAGCAUUAUAAUUACUUGGUUGAAGUGCUGAGCUUACAAAUCAAGCAAUACACAGCUCUCCAUUUGUGCUUUCAGUUUGCAUUCUGAUAUUUAUGGUUUUAAUUCAGUAUUAAGUAAUGAAGGAAAAGAUGAGAUUAUGCAGAUGGAAAGUUUCUGAAUUUCCCAAGUGUGCGCUCAUUUAUUAUGGAUUCUACUUUUUUCUCUCCAACCUGAUGGUUCGAUAUCAUGUUGAUUCAGCAUUGAAAGGUCAACACAUUUUUCUGUGGGAUGUGUUAACACUUAUCAGAGGAUUAAUCACAUUAAAUGGGUCAUAUGAUGCGAUUUCAAGUUUCUUUUCUCUUUGGAGUGUUACAAGCUCUUGGUGCAUGAAGAAGAUCAGUACAGUUGCAAAGGCUAAAGUCUCAAACCCAAAGAGAUAAUCUUUAUAUAAAUUAAAGGGUUAAUCCACCCUAAAAUGAAUGGGUCAUUAAUGUCUUACCCCCAUGUUGUUUUAGACCCAUAAAAGCUUUGUUCUUCUUCAGAACACAAUUUUUGUUAUUUUGGAUGAAAACCGGGAGGCUUGUGACUGUUUCAUAAACUGUCAAGUUACACUGUCAAAGUCCAGAAAAGUAUGAAAGACGUUAUCAGAAUAGUCCAUCUUCCAUCAGUGGUUCUACCGUUAUGGUAUGAAGCGACGAGAAUACUGUUCGUAAGUGAAGAAAACAAAAAUAAUGGCUUUAAUAACCUAAACAUGGCAGCCUUACCUUCUUUCUCUCUAGUCUUUCAGCAUCAAUCUUAAUAUAAAAUGAUAAAAUAAUAUGUGUUCCUGUAGCUCAAAUGGUAGCGAGAGUAAUGUUGGGGGUUCGAAUCCCAGGGAACACAUGAUAUGAGAAAAUUGUUAGCCUGAAUGCAAUGUAAAUCGUUUUGGAUAAAAGCGUCUGCUAAAUUAAUAAAUUUUAAUUUAAUAAUAAGUUUGGAAAUCAUUGUCAAAAAAGGAUUCAAGUUCUGGGGGAAAAAAAUCUGAUGUAUUUAUUUUGUACUCAUAAUAAUGUGUUAUUGAGUAAUUAAUAAGUGUCCUCUCAGCAUGUUUUUAUACUUGGAAAUUCAGAAGAAGCAUUAAACAUACUAUACACAUAUUAAAAAUGUGAAUAAUGGAAGCUGUUCCCCCCGCAGUUAUUCAUGUCUGGUCUAUAAUAAAAUAGCAUGGACAUUUUUUCAAAGAUAAAGGUUCAUACAGAAAUUUUCUGAUAAGAUUAUUCUCAUAAAUAUUACUUAGAGGCUUCACUGAAUGCUGUGUAUUAAAACUACUCAUUUAAUUGUUUGUUCCCACUUUAUAUCAGGUGCCUUUUCAACUACAACCUACAAAAUUAAGAAGUAUAAUGUACUUAUUAUGUUUAUGCUUUUGCUGCUAGUGAGAUGGAAUACAGGUGAGGUUAUGGACAGGUUUGGGUAGAUUUAAGGGUUGGGUCAACAGUUUAAUUAUAGAUGUUAUUAGAGAAAUUAUGCUGGAUUUCUUAGAUGUAAGUACAAUUAAAACUUGUAUAUACAAGAAGUAGAUUGUAUCAAAUAAAAAAUGUAAUUGUUA